Suncus etruscus (white-toothed pygmy shrew) is the source of this 727-nucleotide messenger RNA. RefSeq names its product migration and invasion enhancer 1 (gene MIEN1). NCBI's taxonomy places the organism in Eukaryota, Metazoa, Chordata, Mammalia, Eulipotyphla, Soricidae. The record is from RefSeq and is a predicted model, not a curated record. The coding region runs from base 30 to 368 and encodes 112 amino acids. Gene Ontology annotation, biological process: negative regulation of apoptotic process; positive regulation of filopodium assembly. The transcript has 4 exons.
AAGCAGCGGCGAGAGUGCAGCCGGGCGCGAUGAGUGGGGAAUUGGCCGUAGCGCCCCCUCUCGGGGAAGUCGAGCCGGGCAGUGGGGUCCGCAUCGUGGUGGAGUACUGCAAACCAUGCGGCUUCGAGGCCACCUACCUGGAGCUGGCGAGUGCCGUCAAGGAGCAGUACCCCGGCAUUGAGAUCGAGUCCCGCCUGGGGGGCACAGGGGCCUUUGAGAUCGAGAUCAAUGGACAGCUAGUUUUCUCUAAACUGGAGAACGGAGGCUUUCCUUAUGAGAAAGAUCUCAUCGAAGCCAUCCGAAGAGCCAGUAAUGGGGAACCCCUGGAGAAGAUCACCAACAGUCGCCCUCCCUGCGUCAUCCUGUGACCACACACACGGGUCUUUGGUUCCUGUCGCUGUGGGAUCUGGGCUCCUUCCACCACUAUUGGUCCUGCUGGAGGCUCUCCCCUGCCUCUGCCUUCUAAGAGACCCAGAAUUUCAGCUUUGCCCUUUUGGGGAAAGAAGGAAAUAGAAGUUUCUGUGGUCUUAGGGGCUGGAGAUAGACCCUUUCCGUGGACAUUUCUGUCGCCACCUGUAUUAUGUCCCAACCCCAGAAUCAGUGACUUAAAAAAAGUCCAGUCCCCUCCCCAGCUAACACUACCUGCCAGAUGCCACUGUAGUUCUAAUUUAUUCUCCACUUGCCCCAGGUGAUGUCCGCUAUUGGCAAUAAAGUGGCACUACAAACA